AUGCGCGAGAUUGUUCAUAUUCAAGCUGGCCAGUGUGGUAACCAAAUUGGUUCGAAGGUUUGUAUUUUUAUGUUUCUAAAAAUGUUUUAAUUAUUUUUUAUGGUGAGGAAAUUCAAGUGGACUUUUUUCUAUCAAAGUAAGAUAAUAAUAGGAACAAGCAUAAGUGCUACUAUUUUUCAAAAAAAAUAGGAUACGUUUCUACAAAAAUUUUUAAUAUGUUUAAAAUCAAUAUGAUUUUUUUCAAGUUCUGGGAAGUGAUCUCUGAUGAACAUGGAAUCGACCCAACUGGACAAUAUGUUGGAGACUCUGAUUUGCAAUUGGAACGCAUCAAUGUCUACUACAACGAAGCUGGAGGCAACAAAUAUGUUCCAAGGUACCACAUUUUUGGGUCACUCAUUUUAAAAAAUAAUACAAAAAAUUUUGCAGAGCAGUGUUAGUGGAUCUUGAGCCAGGAACCAUGGAUUCCGUCAGAUCUGGACCAUUCGGACAGUUGUUCAGACCAGAUAACUUUGUUUUUGGGCAAAGUGGAGCUGGUAACAAUUGGGCCAAGGGACACUACACAGAAGGUGCUGAAUUGGUUGACAAUGUUCUUGAUGUUGUUCGAAAAGAAGCUGAGAGUUGCGAUUGUUUGCAAGGUUUUCAAUUAACUCAUUCACUCGGCGGUGGAACCGGAUCGGGAAUGGGAACCCUUUUAAUCUCAAAAAUUCGUGAAGAAUAUCCUGAUCGAAUUAUGAAUACUUUCUCAGUUGUUCCAAGUCCAAAAGUGUCAGAUACUGUUGUCGAACCAUACAAUGCAACACUGUCUGUUCACCAGCUGGUUGAGAAUACCGACGAAACAUUCUGCAUUGAUAACGAAGCAUUGUACGACAUCUGUUUCCGCACUUUGAAAUUGACCACACCAACAUAUGGUGAUUUGAACCAUUUGGUUAGUGCCACAAUGAGCGGAGUCACAACAUGUUUGCGAUUCCCUGGACAAUUGAAUGCCGAUUUGAGAAAAUUGGCGGUUAAUAUGGUGCCAUUCCCAAGACUUCACUUCUUUAUGCCAGGUUUUGCACCGCUCACUAGCAGAAGCAAUCAACAAGUGAGUAUUUUACAGAAUUAUUUUUUCUGAUUAUUCAAGUAUAUGUCCUUUAGAUUUUUUAAGAGACUUCGAAAUGUUGAAAAAAACACAAUUUUUCUAGUACCGAGCCGUCACCGUUCCUGAACUCACCCAACAAUGCUUCGAUGCCAAAAACAUGAUGGCUGCUUGUGAUCCAAGACACGGUCGAUAUUUGACAGCUGCUGCAAUCUUCAGAGGAAGAAUGAGUAUGAAAGAAGUCGAUGAGCAAAUGCUCAAUAUUCAAAACAAGAACUCUUCCUAUUUCGUUGAUUGGAUUCCAAACAAUGUCAAGACUGCAGUCUGUGAUAUUCCACCAAGAGGUUUGAAAAUGUCGGCAACAUUUAUUGGAAACUCUACUGCUAUUCAAGAGCUUUUCAAGAGAAUCAGUGAACAAUUCACAGGUUUGUCGAAAUUUGUUUGUUUUGAAAAUUUCUUACUUUUUUCGAUAUUUAGCUAUGUUCCGUCGCAAAGCUUUCCUCCAUUGGUACACUGGAGAAGGUAUGGAUGAAAUGGAAUUCACUGAAGCCGAAAGCAACAUGAAUGACUUGGUCUCCGAAUAUCAACAAUACCAGGUAAAAAUUUCUGAAUUUUCAUCUUAUAAUCUUAUUUUUCUAGGAAGCUGCUGCUGACGAGGAUGCAGCCGAAGCAUUCGAUCAAGAAUAG
This is a messenger RNA of Caenorhabditis angaria, 1762 nucleotides long. NCBI's taxonomy places the organism in Eukaryota, Metazoa, Nematoda, Chromadorea, Rhabditida, Rhabditidae. The record is from the annotation of a GenBank genome assembly.